GGAAGGACUUCUCCAGAUCCUGAGACUGUCUAAACUAGGUCAAUGGGAAGGAGGGGCGGGGCGACGAGAGGCUUGUUGGUUUCCAGCCUUGAUGGAGGGCUCCCUCUAGUGUUAGUCCAUGAUAAAACAUGAUUAGGUUUGAGCUCCCGGAACCACGGGACUCCUAAUUUACAAUAAAUGCAUUUACUUAAUUUUAACUUCUUUUCCUGGAUUCUCAGCCCAUUCCAUAUUAAAUUUCAGCUUUCGCUUUCACGUUUAUUCCACCGGGGAAAAGGAUGAGAAAGCUUUCAAGUCAGAUUUUAUGAGGCUGAAAAGGCCCGGUCUUAAUGAACGGACAUUGACCUCAUCUCCGCCGCUGAUGGGAUGCGCGGAGGCGUGUGACACUAUCGCGGGUUUUAGGACGCAGCUGAGGCCUGAAGGCAGCUUCUUUUGCACCUCCCAUCCCCCACCCCAGGCCCCCGAAACUGCCUCUCGGAGCCGGCUACUGAGACCAAUUAGGAGAUGGCUCCCGGGGAGUUAUAAUUUCGAGGGAGGCCACGGGAAGGCGAGGCAACCUCGGAGCGCGCGGUGGGGUCCGCGCCCGGGCCUCUGCUGAAUCCUAACCAUAUCGCUACGGUUUCGGAGAAAGUGAAUUCGGAAAUCUCAAAACAUGUCCAGGUUUGACCUGGCAGCUCCUAUUCUGAAGAUUUAGAGCGGAAACCGAGCCGAGCUGGGUUCCACUACUUGCUAACGUAGGCAGAAAGGGGCUUUCGGUUUAGUUUCCUCCAGCUCGGCUAUGAGCGCUGAAUGGAGACCCUCAGCCCUAGGGACUCCAUCUUUUUUGACCUUGACGGCUCGCCUAACCACUCUCUUGGGGGUUGGGAGCCAAACAAAAAGAGAAAAAGAAAUGACGCCCCAGGCAAACAAACGCCGGAACUGGGCAACUGGAAGUCAUGAAAUGAGCCUCGGAUUUCACCCCAAAUCCUGGAUUUUAUACUGGCUUUGCUACUAACUUGUCUGACAGUCGUCAUUUAUAAAAUCGUCAUAGGGGAAGAGUUGGACUAAGUGAGCUGUAAGAGUCCGUGGAUAGGGCGCGGCCGAGGGAUUUAGGGGAAAGUGUGCCAUAUUCCCCGCGAGCCUCCGCGGGCGGCCCCCCCUCCUCGGUGAAUCCCCGGCGGCCCGCUGCGCAGGCAGAGAUCCUGGAGGCCGUCGGGGGCCGGCAGCUUCCUGGAAAGUUACUUCUCGUUGGAGCCGGCGAUAGGCAGAGAGCGUUCUGUGAAAUCCGCUGAGCUGAGAUCGACUACGUUCCGGGAAUGAGAGGGCUGUGCCAUUCCCCUCACUGCCCCCUGCCUUGACAGCUUAACAGGAAAAAAAAAAGGGCACAUACAAUGUUAGCUACCGAGGUGCAGGGAAAGUUUUAUUUGAAGGCAAACAAAUUAAGGGCUGCCACAGUCUUACCACGGGGCCUCCGCCGAGCCUGCGGGGGCUUGGAGGCGGAUGGGCAGCGGUGCGGGCCCGACAGCCCCGGGUGGGCGUUCCCUGGCAGACAGGUUUUAAGCAAAAUUUUGGACUGUGAAAGCAGGCAUUGGGUGGAGACAAAAUGGCCUCACCGGCUGACAGCUGUAUCCAGUUCACCCGCCAUGCCAGUGAUGUUCUUCUCAACCUUAAUCGGCUCCGGAGCCGUGACAUCCUGACUGAUGUUGUCAUAGUGGUGAGCCGUGAGCAGUUUAGAGCCCAUAAGACAGUCCUCAUGGCCUGCAGUGGCCUGUUCUAUAGCAUCUUCACGGACCAGUUAAAAUGUAACCUUAGUGUGAUCAACCUGGAUCCUGAGAUCAACCCCGAAGGGUUCUGCAUUCUCCUGGACUUCAUGUACACAUCUCGGCUCAAUCUGCGGGAGAGCAACAUCAUGGCCGUGAUGGCCACAGCCAUGUACCUGCAGAUGGAGCAUGUCGUGGACACUUGCCGGAAGUUUAUCAAGGCCAGCGAAGCAGAGAUGGUUCCUGCCAUCAAGCCUCCCCGUGAAGAGUUCCUGAGCAGCCGGGUGCUGAUGCCCCAAGACAUCAUGGCCUAUCGGAGUCGUGAGGUGGUGGAGAACAACCUGCCGCUAAGGAAUGCCCCCGGGUGUGAGAGCAGAGCCUUUGCCCCUAACCUAUACAGUGGCCUGUCUACACCGCCAGCGUCUUAUCCCAUGUACAGCCAUCUCCCCAUCAGCAGCUUCCUCUUCUCCGAUGAGGAGCUGCGGGAUGCCCGGAUGCCUGUGGCCAACUCCUUCCCCAAGGAACGAGCUCUCCCCUGCGAUAGUGCCAGGCCAAUCCCAGGAGAGUACAGCCGGCCAGCCAUGGAGAUAUCCCCCAGUGUGUGCCACAACAGCAUCUACUCACCCAAGGAGGCAGCCUCAGAGGAGGCACGGAGUGACAUGCACUACAGUGUGGCCGAGGGCCCCAAGCCUGCUGCCCCCUCGGCCCGGAACGCCCCAUACUUCCCCUGUGACAAGGCUGGCAAGGAGGAAGAGAGGCCCUCCUCCGAGGAUGAGAUUGCCCUGCAUUUCGAGUCCCCCAAUGCACCCCUAAACCGGAAAGGUCUGGUCAGUCCACAGAGCCCCCAGAAGUCUGACUGCCAGCCCAACUCGCCCACAGAGUCCUGUAGCAGCAAGAAUGCCUGCAUCCUCCAGACCUCUGGUUCCCCUCCAGCCAAGAGUCCCACCGACCCCAAAGCCUGCAACUGGAAGAAAUACAAGUUUAUCGUGCUCAACAGCCUCAACCAGAAAGCUAAACCGGAGGGGCCUGAGCAGGCUGAGCUGGGCCGCCUUUCCCCUCGAGCCUACACUGCCCCGCCAGCCUGCCAGCCACCCAUGGAGCCUGAGAACCUUGACCUCCAGUCCCCAACUAAGCUCAGCGCCAACGGGGAGGACUCCACCAUCCCGCAGGCCAGCCGGCUCAAUAACAUCGUCAACAGGUCCCUGACAGGCUCGCCUCGCAGCAGCAGCGAGAGCCAUUCGCCGCUCUACCUGCACCCCCCCAAGUGCACGUCCUGUGGCUCUCAGUCCCCACAGCACACGGAGAUGUGCCUCCACACCACUGGCCCCACGUUCCCCGAAGAGAUGGGAGAGACCCAGUCUGAGUACUCGGAUUCCAGCUGUGAGAAUGGGGCCUUCUUCUGCAAUGAGUGUGACUGCCGCUUCUCUGAGGAGGCCUCACUCAAGAGGCACACGCUGCAGACCCACAGUGACAAACCCUACAAGUGUGACCGCUGCCAGGCCUCCUUCCGCUACAAGGGCAACCUCGCCAGCCACAAGACCGUCCAUACGGGUGAGAAACCCUAUCGCUGUAACAUCUGUGGGGCCCAGUUCAACCGGCCAGCCAACCUGAAAACCCACACUCGAAUUCACUCUGGAGAGAAGCCGUACAAAUGCGAAACCUGUGGAGCCAGAUUUGUACAGGUGGCCCACCUUCGUGCCCACGUGCUCAUCCACACUGGCGAGAAGCCCUACCCGUGUGAAAUCUGUGGCACCCGUUUCCGGCACCUUCAGACUCUGAAGAGCCACCUGAGAAUCCACACAGGAGAGAAACCUUACCAUUGCGAGAAGUGUAACCUGCAUUUCCGUCACAAAAGCCAGCUGCGUCUUCACUUGCGCCAGAAGCACGGCGCCAUCACCAACACCAAGGUGCAAUACCGCGUGUCCGCCACUGACCUGCCCCCGGAGCUCCCCAAAGCCUGCUGAAGCAUGGAGUGUUGAUACUUUCCAUUCGAGCCCCUUCUCAGAAUCUACCCAAAGGAUACUGUAACACUUUACAAUGUUC
Pteropus alecto (black flying fox) is the source of this 3779-nucleotide messenger RNA. It is a transcript of the gene BCL6, whose product is annotated as B cell CLL/lymphoma 6. Gene Ontology annotation, biological process: regulation of cytokine production; negative regulation of transcription by RNA polymerase II; regulation of immune system process. Gene Ontology annotation, molecular function: DNA-binding transcription factor activity, RNA polymerase II-specific; RNA polymerase II cis-regulatory region sequence-specific DNA binding; protein binding. The record is from RefSeq and is a predicted model, not a curated record. The transcript is spliced from 10 exons. The coding region runs from base 1580 to 3700 and encodes 706 amino acids. NCBI's taxonomy places the organism in Eukaryota, Metazoa, Chordata, Mammalia, Chiroptera, Pteropodidae. Gene Ontology annotation, cellular component: nucleus.